Molecule: messenger RNA, 1018 nt
Organism: Argentina anserina (silverweed cinquefoil)
Lineage: Eukaryota; Viridiplantae; Streptophyta; Magnoliopsida; Rosales; Rosaceae
Exons: 3
Coding region: 153-839 (228 amino acids)
Source: RefSeq, a predicted model, not a curated record
UGAAGGGAGUCGGUGUUUGAUAUUUAGAUCUCUGAAAUCACAUUUCCAGUUGCACUGAGAUUCCAACAAAUCUAUCGAAAUCUCAACUAGUCAGGCAGUUGUUUGAAGCAGAGAGAGAGAGAGAGAGAGAGAGGGUUGGGUUUGGUCGGAAUAUGGAGAAUUUCAGCGCAGAAGAUCUGUCGACGAUCGGAGGUAUCGCAACGGUGUCGCUUUUGCAUUCCUUCAUACCCACGCAUUGGCUCCCUUUCUCGAUCGUCGGCCGCGCCCAGAAAUGGACUCUUUCCCGCACUCUCUUCGUCACGGCAUUUGGAGCAGUUUUGCAUGUAGUAUCUACUUCAAUACUUGGCAUAACAGCGGUCACCAUGGCAAAUACCAUAGCUGGCGAGGAAACUGUUCAUAAACUUGCCUCACUGUUGCUUGUAUUUCUUGGUGGUGGUUACAUUUUGUUGUUUCUAUCUGGAAAAGGUGGUCACAGUCAUUCACACAACCAACCAAUGGAAAAAAUGGCUGUUGCUGGGCUCGUUCUUGUUCCUGCCUUGUCUCCUUGUGCAACCACACUUCCAGUAUUUCUUGCUGUGGGCAAUUCAUCUUCUAUGAUGGUGCUUGCUAUCAUAGUGCUGCUAUUCAGCACCAUAGCAGUGAUGACUUCAUUGGUUGCUCUCUCAUUCUAUGGCGCCAGCCAGCUCAAGUUUCACUGGGUGGAGCGAUAUGACAAACUUCUUGUUGGAUCUGUGCUCUGUUUGGUGGGUAUUUUGACACUUAUUUUUCAUGAUCAUGAUCACGAUGGAGCAGGAGGAUCCACUGGAGAGCAUUUGCAUAGGAAAAUCAUUGUUCUGUGAAGGUUCUUGUCACCUUCCAAUGUGCAUGUUGUACUUACAGAUUAUAGUUGGAGAUUGUUGCUCCCAUAUGUAUUGACCACUACUACAACUGAUCGUUCAGUCCACUUAGCGAGUAUUAAGAAAGUAUUUGUUCAUUGUUUUUUGAAUACUAACUAAUAUAUUUCGCAGUUCGUCCUUUG